Prorocentrum cordatum is the source of this 1608-nucleotide messenger RNA. NCBI's taxonomy places the organism in Eukaryota, Dinophyceae, Prorocentrales, Prorocentraceae. The record is from the annotation of a GenBank genome assembly.
GGAAGGAAGCGCAUCCGCAGCCAUGUUAGCUCAAGCCGACCGGGCCCGAGCCGUUAGCGCCCGGGACCCGCCAAGUGCCCGCGCGCGUCGCUCACGAGCGCGGCUCCGCGCGAGGCGAUGCAGCCGCUGCGGUACCCGUGGCCUGUGCAGACACCAGAGUGGUGGCAGUUGCCACCGCACCACAGGCACGGGCAGCAGGACCAGGCUGCGCUCGAGCCCGACGCAGCCGCCCUGCCGCAGAGCCUCCUGGCGGAAGAGGCGUCGCAGUCCUGGGCGGAGGCUGCGGCGGCACUGCAGUCGAUGCAGAGCCUGCACCAGGCCAUAAUGUACGACGCCGUGAUGCGGCAUGCUUGUGCUCCAGUGCCUAUCGUACACGACCACAGGCCACAGUCGCGGGCGACGGCCGCGGUGACGGAGGGCGAGGCGAUGGUGGCGGCCGAGCGGGCGCUGGCCCUGCUGGAGCUGGAGGAGCAGCAGCGGCCCGCCGAGCUGACGACGCCACCUGGCCUCCGCCUCGCGCGGCGGCGCCGCGGGGCGUCGCGGGCAGCAGCGGCGCCCUCGCGCGGCGGCGCCGCGGGCUGCGGCGAGGACGACGCGGCCAGACAGGACGAGGUCAGGAUGCUACUGCAGCGCAUGGAGGCCAUGGCUGCGACCACCGUGAUGGUGCGGAACCUGCCCAGGCAGCUGGCGCAGGAGCAGCUGCUGCAGAAGUUCAUCGAGGUCGGACUCGCAGGAACGUUCGACUUUCUCUACAUGCCGAUCAAUGUCGCGACGGGCGAGGGCAACGGCUACGGAUUCAUCAAUUUCUCGUCGUGGCCAGGAUUGCAGAGGUUCGUGCACGACUGGCACGGCAGGUUUCUCUUCCCCGAGCUCCACAGCGACGCCUCUCUCAGCGUGUCCAUCGCCACGCAGCAGGGCAAAACGGCCAACGUGAUGAAGUGGGGCACCCCGCGGUUGAAGCGGGUCCGCAACCCUGUGCUGAAGCCGAUCGUCCUGCCGGACCCGCUCUGCAACAUCGCGGAGGAGCUCGAGAGGCAGCAAGCGGAGCUCCGCUAGGGCGAGCGGGGGCGAAGGCUGCCCGCGUCGAGGGAGCGCGACGCGGCUCCGCGAAGUCGUCUGAGCACAGAGGCGUCCGCGCCGACGCCUUGCGCGUGCACGCGGGACACCCGGGCUGCGCUCCAGGCGCCACCUGCGCGGUCCGCGGCCCGAGUGGCCCGAAUCCGCGCAGGGGGAGGCCGCGUGGGGAUCGAAUAAGCGAGAAAGCAGUUUUGUGUCUUCCAGCCCAACGGGCGUCGAUGAUUUUUUCUAGGUUGCCUAGGGGGAGAAGGGCCUUUGCCUCGCUCUGGUCGCGCACGACCCUGACGCCGUCGUUCGUCGCCGCCUGGAAGGUGCAUUACUGGAGAAACGAAUCAGAUGUCAAGGGGUUAACUACGGACUGCGCCUGACGAUGUGCACGCGUCGAAAGCACCCCAUACCCAUCCAGUCUGGAGCUGCCAGAGGGGGGGCUAAAGGCACCGAUCCCGAGGCCCAGGAUUGGCUCGGCCGCGGCGGUGGCUCAAGUGGAUGCGGCCGCAGCAAGAAGGCAAUCGCGCUGCCACGCAGGUCCCG